This is a messenger RNA of Lingula anatina, 4414 nucleotides long. Its product is annotated as sodium- and chloride-dependent GABA transporter 1. The record is from RefSeq and is a predicted model, not a curated record. Gene Ontology annotation, biological process: amino acid transport; nitrogen compound transport; sodium ion transmembrane transport. Gene Ontology annotation, molecular function: glycine:sodium symporter activity. Lineage: Eukaryota; Metazoa; Brachiopoda; Lingulata; Lingulida; Lingulidae. Gene Ontology annotation, cellular component: plasma membrane.
UUCAAAUACCUCGGCAAAAUUGUGCGGUGGGCAACAAAGCGGAAAAUAAACAGUCGAGACGCUGCUCACCUGGGUCAGUCUAUAAAUACGAACCGCGGCGGAAUCAGUUCAAUCUGGUCCUCGGGACUGACAUCAACAACAACAACAACAACUAAGACUAUUAAACAAAUCACACGCUUGGCCCGACAGUAAUAAUUUGUAAACCAUGAACGGAUCGUCGGGGAAGUACGCUUUAAAAGAUUUAGAAGCAAACGGAGAUACCACGUCAACUGCAACUUCAACGUACCCGCCGUCGUACAGUGAUGCAGUGUCGGAUGGGAAAUUUGCCACCAGCACGGACGCCUUGGCGGCUGAGGAAGAGAGUGAACGUGGUCACUGGGGGAACAAGGCAGAGUUUAUCCUGUCCUGCCUGGGGUACGCCGUAGGCCUGGGGAAUGUUUGGAGGUUCCCUUAUCUAUGUUAUACCAAUGGUGGAGGAGCUUUUUUAAUCCCCUACUUCUUGAUGUUGACAUUUGUUGGCUUACCCGUAUUUCUACUGGAGUUAAGUUCUGGUCAGUUCGUAGGUGGUGGACCUCUGGAUGUGUUCAUGUGUAGCCCUCUCCUCCAAGGUGUGGGCGUGGGCAUGUUGAUCAUAUCUUUUCUGGGGAGUAUCUACUACAACGUAAUCAUCGCAUGGGCUAUGUAUUACAUGUUUGGAUCCUUUACAUCAGAACUUCCCUGGGAUGGCUGCAAACACGAUUACAACACGCCAUAUUGUUACUCUAAGAAAGAAGCCAAACCGUGCGAGGACAGUAAUGGCACGUGGUUUAACCAGACCUGUUACAGCCCGGAGAUGCUCAUAGAAAACCCAGAAAUCAAGAACUUGACUCUGAAGAACACGACCGCCCCCGAAGAAUUCUUUAAUAUUCGCAUGUUGAACCGUUCUGACAGUAUUGAAGAUAUGGGUAGCUUAUCUUGGGAGCUGUCCCUCACUCUACUGCUGGCCUGGAUACUGGUCUAUCUUUGUAUUCUGAAGGGAAUCAAAUCAUCAGGAAAGGCUGUAUACUUCACUGCCACUUUCCCCUACGUCAUUCUGAUCAUCUUCUUCUUCCGCGGAGUGACACUAGAGGGCGCUGGGAAGGGCAUUGAAUUCUAUCUGAAACCAAAGUGGGAAUUAUUGCUGGUUCCCAAGGUAUGGGGAGACGCUGCAGGCCAGAUCUUCUUUUCUCUCAGCGUUGGUAUGGGCGGAUUGAUGACCUUUUCAAGUUACAAUAAAUUUAACAAUAACGUGUUCAGAGAUGCCUUGAUAGUUGCCCUUGGCAACUGUUUCACCAGUUUCUUCGCGGGAUUCGCCAUUUUCUCCAUCCUUGGCUUUAUGGCCCACGAGCUGGGGAAGGAUGUCUCAGAAGUGGCUACCUCUGGGUCCGGGUUGGCGUUCAUUGCCUACCCUGAAGUUGUCACCCGGCUCCCUGUGGCACCACUCUGGUCGUUUUUGUUCUUCUUUAUGUUGUUGUUGCUCGGUCUUGACAGCCAGUUUGCAGGAAUCGAAGCCAUCCAGACGGCAGUUCUGGAUGUAUGGCCCAGACUGAGGAGGGUCAAGCCAUUGGUUGCUGGGGUGAUCUGUGUAGUGCUCUUCUUACUGGGACUGCCUAUGUGUGCACAGGGCGGUAUAUACUGGGAAGAGCUGGUCAGCUAUUACUCGGCAGGAUGGUCCUUGGUACUGAUAGGAUUCGUGGAGACUCUGGUGUUUGCGUGGGUGUACGGAGCCAAACGAAUGAUGAACGACAUGGAACAAAUGAUUGGGUUCCGGCCAUCUUGUAAUGGCUGGUAUUGGUGGGUGCUGUGGACGAUCGUGGCUCCAAUUCUACUCUUUGCUAUUCUGAUCUUCAACUUCAUCGAGUUCACGCCACUAGAAUACGGUGGUUAUGUCCUCCCUCCCUGGGCCCAAGGUUUAGGUUGGAUUAUGGCCGUUAUCUCCGUGGCCAUCGUACCAGUGGUUGCCGCAUACAGGAUAUGGAAGGACUACAAAACCAAUGAGGACGGCGCUUCUUUCAUGGAGAGGGUUGUCCGUCUAACUAAGCCGGACCCCAUUGUAUGGCGGCCGUCCAUAGUGAAAGCCCAGGAAGAGAUGUCGUCCAAGCAGGGCAACAUGAACGCUGGAUUCCACUCGUCACAGGAUACCAUUGGCGGUGUCAGCCACAUCAGCAACACCGCUAUUUAGACAUAUAUUAUCCCACUUUGUACGAGGUGGCAGUGCGAGCUCAUUCAGACAACUAGACUUAUGUCAACAGCGUCUUCCUGGUCCGGUGUCUUCUCUACGAUGAUCAGAGUUUUAUAUGGACAGAGUUAUGUUUUAAAUAGUUUAUAUGAUUUCUUGUAUUCUUAUUAUUUAUCCAUCAUAUCUUUGUAUUUUUAAAAAAUCUAAUAAGAUGUAGCUUUUACAUGACGUAAAUUAACAAACAUGCCAUGAUCUUAAUUGUGUACACCAUUCUUCCACUUGACUUGCUCUUGGUGGAAAGAACGUGCGGUUGUGUAAACUUACUCGUCAACAAGCUAAUUUUGGCACAUGCUAUGGUAUGCUUUAACAUGAAGGCGGUUCACCCCUCUCCAGCGUGCGUGUAAUGCCUUCACAGCCGAGGAGCGGCCAAGUCCGGCUAAAUUUAAGUGGAACUCUAUAGACCGUUCUUCUGUCGAAGUCGUCUUAUGUUUGUGAAAAUCUUAAGAAUGAGGGCACUUUUUCCCAGACAGGAGCAACUGUCCUGCUCAAACCAAACCCUUGUCAUUACUACCCUCUACCAGGGCGCCAGAUUGAUCUUCACGAGAUAUUCUCAGACAUGUCUUCAGAUGAACAGACACUCAUUUGAUUCACUGGCUUUUCGAAAAUUUGCCUAUAAUUUCUGCCACCCUGGUAGAGGGAUACUAUUACAGUGUACAAUGGGUACGCCUACCAAGUGCUGCUAUACAAUCUUGUGAUAGGUACAGUUAUUAUCGUAAUGUUUAGAUCAAGUUAUUCCAGCCCACACCAAUAGGAAUUCAUUCAGCUCUAAAAGACGAUCAGCUUCAACAGAGGUCCUGAAUGUCUAGUUACUUCAGGGACCAUGUGAGAACUUUGUAAAAAAUAUCUCUUUUAUAUUAAUAUGUAUAUAAUAUAUAUUUUUUAAGACUAAGUUUUUACUUUAAUAAGAUAAUUAUGAGAUUAUUGAAUUUGUAUCCAUUAGUAUGCGUAUAUAUCAUUAUCCGAUAAUGUCCUCAAAUGUUUUAGUUCAAACCGGUUGUAAUUUGUUUUUGAAAUUGUCAAUUUUUAUAACAUCUGGUUAAGACCAUUUUUAGGGGGGUGGGGGGAUUUAAGUUUUUGUGUCACAGAGCGGGGAGUCUGGUCAUGCAUAAUGUUUGAGCCAUAACAUAAUCAGCAAAAAUGCUUUUGUAUAUCUUGAUAAUGGUCAAUAUGGAAUAUUUGGGGUGUGUCUUUCUUUUGUUCACCAAACAAAUUUCUAUAAGGAAGGAAUGUGUCGCCGGAAAUAGGCCUAGAUGUCUAAGCUGUUGGGUUCUAUCACUCACAUAGGGCCUAAUAUCCUCUCUCCCGUGCUGGGAGGACUGGCAUUUCUAAGUCAAAUGUUGCCUAGUGUGGCAGGGACGGAUGCCAGAAGUCAUCUACGCCGUUUGUUCUGGGCCCAACAACUGUAAAGCGAUCAUGCCUUUGCUCUAAACAGUGUGUCAGUCUUUUUUAUUAUUGAAACUGAUUUCAAAGUUUCGAGAAUGUCUUUCAAAUUAUAUCCAAGAACUAAUAUUUUAUGUCUGCGAUAUCCAAAUGUGCUGUCGAAAUGAAUGUACCAGUGUAUUCUGUACAAGUCUGUUAAAUGACGAGUCAGUGUUUCAUACAUGUUAAUAAGUGAAGAUUAUGUUAAUGCAUACGUCUACACACAUACUCAGGGGCGAAUGGAGGCCAUCUUCUGAGUCUUCCGGAAGACGGUCAGAAGCUUCCAAGUUAAAAUUGACGGGCAUUUCAUUUUUACUGUCGGAAGACUGUCAAAAACGGAGGAUGGAUCAACAAAGAUGAUUUGAAAGACUGUCAGAAAAUAUAUCUGGAUCCGCCCCUGCAUAUAUUUACUGUGGUCGUUUCUUCCAAGUUGUCUUAAUUCUGUUCUAUGAUCUUUAGUCAUAUAACCGUUGACAUGAUUAAUUCGUAAUUGUGUUAAUUAGUUAAUUAUUUACUGUGGUCUUUUAUCUUAGCAUAAUUAAUUCGUAGCCUACAGUUAAUUACGUAAAUUAGUUAACUUCGCUCUUUGGUCCUCUAUCAUAGGAACAGACUGUUGACAAAUUAUUCGCUAAAUCGCAUUUUUAAUGUGCAACAUUCCAUGUUCAUAGAAUUUUUUUUUGGAUUUACCUAUUUUUAAUGUUGAGAUGCGAAUGAUGUAAAUAAAUACAGAGAAUGAUA